Messenger RNA from Serpula lacrymans var. lacrymans S7.9, 1552 nucleotides. RefSeq lists its product as uncharacterized. The transcript has 2 exons. Lineage: Eukaryota; Fungi; Basidiomycota; Agaricomycetes; Boletales; Serpulaceae. The coding region runs from base 863 to 1432 and encodes 189 amino acids. The record is from RefSeq and is a predicted model, not a curated record.
UAGAUUUUUAAAUUUUAAAUUUUCUCUCGAUUCUGUUCAUGAUCAUGAUCAAUGCGUCUGUGAAUGCGGUGCUAAACUGGAAAGCGCUACUGGGAUGCUGAGUCGCUUUAAGGUUUAUUUUUGCAGGUCCCCCUCGGUUCAGGUCUUUGGAACUUGGAAGCUCACUGAGGGGGUUUUUCGAUGACAUUGACACAGCAAUUUGAAUCAUAUGAGCAAGCCCCGGGGUUGCGAACGGAAACCGUGUCAUCGACGCCUCCCUGCCACCUGAAUCUGAAAUCCCGUUCCUUUGGCUAGACUAUUAGGGGCUAUCUGACUCGGACGAGCUUGGACGACACGGACAGUCGUUAAACUUAUUUUAAAUUUGUUCCGCUGCACACUCAGCGAUGUCAUUAUAUGAGUCUUGUCCAGCAUAUUUUUCUUCCUGCUUUGCUUUUAGCUUUCUUUUGGGGGAUGACGAUGGUCCUCGCGCACGCUGCUGCUGCUGCUGCUGCGCUCCGGUACAAACUUGAAGCUUGAACGCGGAGGGAGUACUAGUACAGGGCCCGGGUGUGUUACGAUUCAAUUCAACAGUUCUCAGCUCUCGAUCCUGUCGGAGCAACAGAUGGGCUAUCGAGAAUGAUUACGGUCGCCAUGAUUGUUAUUGUCGUUGCUUUAUCGAAAGUCUGGAUCUAUCGCAGAAUAAUCUCGCCAAACGUCACUGGCAUAAGCGUGCGUGUGACAUGGACACACACACCAUGUUGGACUCGGAUGCGGAGGCGAUUCAGAUACGGGACGAGGCCCAGCAAGUCUUUUUUCUCGCUCUCGUUCUCGUUCUCGUUCUCUCCCUCCCAUCCUCGUCUGGGGCUGUCCGACGAGCUUGGAGAUGGUCAUGAGGUAUGCGGUAGAUACCGGAUUCGAAUUCGAGGGCCCGGGCCCAUCGAGCGAGGAGGAGGGGGAGGAACGGCGGGAGUCUGUGCUGAUAGCGGCGUAUUUUGGACCUGAGGAUGGUUCGGAAGAUUUGUACUGUGAUUCUGAGGGAUCAGACUUGGAGGGUUGGUGCUCUGAUCGUCAAGGUUCUUCGAACGGUCCCUAUGUCGAUUCAAAGGAUGAGGAGGAGGAGGAGGAGGAGGUAAGGGAUGAAGGCCACGGAGAUAGAUCUCUCCUGGCUGACGCGCACGUCCAAGACCACAUCAAUGCCCUAUUGCAGCGCGACAUGGACGUCUCCCUCAAACCCUUCUCAGGAUUCAACCUGACCAUAUGCUACGACAGGGGAGAGCACAUGCAGAUGUUGCGUUUGUAUACGAACUAUGACAAGCCCGAACACCGUGGUAUGCGGCUGUCUGAUAGUGUGAGGGAGGCAUGUGAGGGGGUGGCGACGGGUAGGCGGAUGCGAGUUCGUGGUGUUGGGAGUGGGCGUAUGCGGAUUGUCAGUGGAUGUCGGGAUUCGGCUUGAGGACCUUGUUUGAUAGCUUCAUUUGUAAACUCUGACAUGUGAAAAGUCCGGGGAAGACUUGUCGUAUGAUUUCAAACCCUGUAUUUUGUACCCCUGGAAUGUAAAACUCAUGUUCAGAUA